Molecule: messenger RNA, 839 nt
Organism: Scaptodrosophila lebanonensis
Lineage: Eukaryota; Metazoa; Arthropoda; Insecta; Diptera; Drosophilidae
Exons: 4
Coding region: 90-674 (194 amino acids)
Source: RefSeq, a predicted model, not a curated record
CCAAGCGUUCAUCAGACAGGCGGACAGACAGACGGACGGACGUGCUAAAUCGAUUCGUUUCGUCAUGCUGAAAAUAAUAUACAAGCACAAUGUCGCAAAGUGAGGAAGAUUUGUAUCUAGGGCUCGAUAUGAGUGCAUCUACCAGUAGCGGAGCAUUUAGCGGCAGCAACUCCUGGAUGCUACGAUGCGAUCCGGGAAGCUUUCAGAGGCAGAUGUAUGAACAGGUAACUGCGACCUCGCCCCUCUCGCCGGUAGCAGCCUUUAAUAAAUGGCAAUCGCAUGAAGCUAGAAUGGAACGAAAGCAGGAGGCCAUGGAUGAUCUUGAGUGGGAACGCUUCCCCGUUAACGAGUUGGCAGAUUUAGAGUUCAAGGAGCCGCCGCCAGUGCGUGCACCGCCAUCAUCGCCACGCCGCAUAAACGGCGAUGAUCCCGAAAAUGAAAUUUCCAAUACACUCUGGAAUGACAUGCUCAUUGCAGAGCAGCUGUGUAAGCUGGCAAAUGGGAUUAAAAAGAAAAGCGGCGAGACGCGCUUGCGCAAGGAACGUUCAGAUAUGAGGGGUCAGGAUGGUGCCGAUGGUCAAAUGUCUGAUUGCGAAGAUGGAUCUAUAGAACAAUGUGCAGAGCACACCGCUACGGAGCUAACCUACAUCGAUGAAAAGUCAGAAAACAAUUGAACAAUUAAAAGCACAUAAAAGCGCAGUUGAGCAUGUCUUCUUUUAAGUGCGCUGCUUAUCUAUUAAUAUGGAAAACUACACACGAUAUAAAUCUCAAGUUAAACCCUUAAACACAUAAUUAUCCGAUAUAUUUACACAUAAAUAAAUUAAAUAACGAAAUUAAAA